This is a messenger RNA of Linum tenue, 873 nucleotides long. The record is from the annotation of a GenBank genome assembly. Lineage: Eukaryota; Viridiplantae; Streptophyta; Magnoliopsida; Malpighiales; Linaceae.
GAACGAGGUAAAAGUGAGGAGCUUUGAAGCUUAAACUCCUGGAAAAAAGGAAGAAAAAGAAAGACCAAAGCUAGCAAACAGAACUUCAUACCAGUAGCAGCAAAGGUCGCAACAACUUCUUUUUGCCUCCAUCUCUUUGUUCCUAUGUACGUCCUUGGCCAACCCUGUUCAUUGUUUGCAUUCCUUAGAAUUGGGUUUCCUCUGGCUUCAAGUUCCGAGCACUCUAGCCCAUCUGGGUCAGGCGCAAUUGUGUCAGAAUUAUGCUUCAUAGUUUAUGUCGGCUACGUGUUUGACAGAGGCAUAUUAUCUACUGAGAUCGCAAAGUUCAAAGUUUUGUAAUUUCUCUAAGCAAUGGGUGGGUUUCUGUCUUGCCUUGGUCUUGCUGAUAGCCCAGCACAAAAUGCUAACGGCAACCACAGGGAUCGAUCUUCCGAGAGUUCCAGCUCCCUUUUCAUGGAGCGUGGAAACCAAAGCGGAAUGUCAAGUAAGGGAGAAAAUUUAGUAGCAGUUAUUUACCCCUCAAAGCUUGCUGCUACAGACUUGGAUGACUUUCUCCCAUCAGGUGCGGUGGACGAAUGUCCCAUAUGCCUUGAAGAGUAUGAUAGUCAGAAUCCGAGGACUGACAUGCAAUGUAAGCACUAUUUUCAUCUUUCCUGCGUGCUGGAGUGGGCGCAGAGAAGUGCAGCAUGUCCAAUAUGCAAUCAGGAGUUUGUAUUUGAGGAAGAAACCUGAAGAGAGAGCACGAGUAUACAACUUGCCGAGAGCCAUGGCACCUUGUAGAAAAAGAAGCCCCUUUUUCUCUGGAUUCUGCAAACAAAACUCUUCACCAUCUACAAUUUUGGCGAUCUAUUUGUUCAUUUCAUUCAAUUCGUG